CAACUUGUUAUGAAAUGUGUGCGUCUUUCAUCUAUACCAUUUAUUAUUAGAAUUGUUGGUGUGGAUUGAUUGAGAGAGAUGUCUUACCUCUGUUUUAGUUCAAGUAUAAACCUUAACACUUGUUUGAAAUUUUCAUUAAAGAGAAAUAAUAUUUUCUCAGUGCCUAAAGAAGGUUGUCAACACAAGAACUGUGUUGAAAAGAGAAGAAGUGUUACUCGUUUUGUUUUAUUAGGUUCUCUUUCAAGAAAGAAGCCCCAAGUAGUUUCGUUGAAAAGAAUUAUUCAAGAUGCUAUAAGAGAAAAUAUGGAACGUGGAAAAUUGGAUCUUAAUACAGUCAAUACUCAACUAGCUGACCUAUUUCGUCACGAGUGGAGCAAAGUAAUAGUUCCCUAUAGUGUUGUCAAGAAUCAAUCGUGGGAACCUUACUUGCUUGCCUUGUUGUUCAUGUUUGUUUUGGGAACCAACAUCAAUUUUGUUCCUCCAGCAGUGGCAGAAAGCUCUCCGCAAAUUUUGCAAGCUCCAGCAGGUUCUGGACUUCCACAAGAAACUUCAACUUCAGUACGUAGACACUUUGCUCCUGGUGCAGUACAGAAAUGGCGAUACUCUGAAUUGAUUCACGCAGUAAAGGAAGACCAAGUUGAGAAGGUUACUUUUUCUCCGGAUGGUAAUCAACUUCUGGCAAUCGAUGUAGAUGGAAACCGACACAAACUGGAUGCUCUUCCAAAUGACAGUAACCUGUUAAAACUUCUUACAGAACAUAACGUUGAUAUUAGGGUACUUCCACAAAGACAAGAAGGCGGCCCCUUUGACUUUCUCAAGUCACUUAUAGUACCCGGUGUGUUAUUUGGAGGUUUGUUUCUUCUUUCACGAAGAUUCUCUCAGGGCAGUGGCGGAGGAAUGGGUCCGUUUGAACUUCAAAGAUCAGGAGCACGUGUUUCCAUGGUUCCCCAAACUGGAGUAACUUUUAACGAUGUUGCAGGUUGUGAUGGAGCAAAAGUGGAACUUGAAGAGGUUGUUUCAUUUCUGAAGGAUUCAGAUCGUUUUACGCAGCUAGGAGCAAAGAUUCCAAGAGGAGUUAUUCUUGAGGGACCACCAGGAACAGGAAAAACACUACUUGCAAGAGCUGUAGCUGGAGAAGCAGGAGUACCCUUUUUGUCUAUUGCAGGUUCAGAGUUUGUUGAGAUGUUUGUUGGUGUUGGCGCUAGUCGUGUUCGUGAUUUAUUUGCACAAGCCAAAAAGAAUGCUCCUUGUAUUAUUUUUAUUGAUGAAAUAGAUGCAGUAGGUAGGCAAAGAGGAGCCGGUAUUGCGGGCGGAAAUGAUGAAAGAGAACAAACUCUCAACCAAUUGCUUACAGAAAUGGACGGUUUCGAAGCAAACAAUGGUAUCAUUGUUAUUGCAGCAACUAAUCGUUCCGAUGUAUUAGACCGUGCAUUAUUACGUCCUGGAAGGUUUGAUCGACGUAUUAUUGUGGAUUUACCAGACUUUAAAGGCAGAGUGGACAUUUUGAAAGUCCAUAUGCGAGGAAAGCCUUUAGCACCGGAUGUUGACGUUGAAGUCGUCGCCCGAAGGACUCCUGGCUUUUCAGGAGCAUCCUUACAAAAUCUUCUCAAUGAAGCCGCAAUUUUAGCUGCAAGAAGAGACAAAUUACAAAUAGGAUAUGAAGAAAUUGACGAUGCUAUUGAUAGGAUUACUAUUGGUCCUGAGAAGAAGGAUCCUGUCAUUUCGGAACAACGAAAGCGUCUUAUUGCAUAUCAUGAAGGUGGUCAUGCACUUGUUGGGGCAUUAUGUCCUGAUUAUGAUCAAGUUCAAAAGAUUACUAUUAUUCCUCGUGGUGGUGCAGGCGGACUGACAUUCUUUGCUCCAAAUGAAGCUCAAGUUGAUACUGGUUUAUAUUCAAGACAUUAUUUAGAGUCUCAACUUGCUGUAGCUUUGGGUGGACGAGUUGCGGAAGAAAUUGUAUUUGGUGAAGAAGAAGUGACGACUGGUGCUGCUAAUGACCUCCAACAAGUGGCCAACAUUGCACGAAUGAUGGUCACACGGUUUGGAAUGUCACCAGAAGUUGGUCAGAUUUAUGUUGAUAGACCUGCUGGUAAUCCAUUUAUGGGACGUGAUAUGGCACUCAGUGGAAGUGGUCCACAAAUAAGUGGAGAGACAAAGACAAUAAUAGAUUCGGAAGUUUCCAAGUUGGUGAACAAAGCAUAUAGUAGAGCUAAAAAUUUGCUGCUAGCCAACAGAAAGGUUUUAGACCAGUUGGCUAGUCUUCUUAUGGAAAAAGAAACUGUCACAUCCGAAGAACUACAAAUGUUAAUAGCGGAUAAUGAGGUUCAGAUGAUGCCCUAUGAGUAUGACGAGGUGAUUGAUACUACUGCAGUUGCUGCAUAGCUUGUUGUAGAUGCUUAAAUAUAAGGGGUUUUAAUACUAUUCGUAUAAAAUAAAGAAUAGAAUGGGGAAUAGUUUUACAAGACGUUGUUAAAGGAUUUAGUACGAUGGGACGGAAUGACAAAUUGAUAAGUAGACCUGAAAUGUCCAUUAGAU
Messenger RNA from Galdieria sulphuraria, 2535 nucleotides. Its product is annotated as AAA-type ATPase. Bases 79 to 2382 code for a protein of 767 amino acids. The record is from RefSeq and is a predicted model, not a curated record. Gene Ontology annotation, molecular function: ATP-dependent peptidase activity; metalloendopeptidase activity; ATP binding. The transcript has a single exon. Lineage: Eukaryota; Rhodophyta; Bangiophyceae; Galdieriales; Galdieriaceae. Gene Ontology annotation, cellular component: chloroplast thylakoid; membrane. Gene Ontology annotation, biological process: proteolysis.